This is a messenger RNA of Capronia coronata CBS 617.96, 2730 nucleotides long. RefSeq lists its product as uncharacterized. The coding region runs from base 1 to 2730 and encodes 909 amino acids. NCBI's taxonomy places the organism in Eukaryota, Fungi, Ascomycota, Eurotiomycetes, Chaetothyriales, Herpotrichiellaceae. The record is from RefSeq and is a predicted model, not a curated record. Gene Ontology annotation, biological process: transmembrane transport; metal ion transport. Gene Ontology annotation, cellular component: membrane. The transcript is spliced from 2 exons. Gene Ontology annotation, molecular function: metal ion transmembrane transporter activity.
AUGACCCCCGACGACCCUCUGUUUCCCUCGAGUCCUCCGUCGCCAUGCUCUGUCGAUGGCUGCUUUCCUGAACAACCUGAGCCGCAGAUGGCCGUCGACAACGAGACAAUUCUCCGAUUGAUCGAACAACUCGAGGCUGAUCGAACUGCAUAUCUUGCAACUUUCGAAAAGGUGCACGAGACACUGAGUCAGGCUCUUGGUUCUCAGCCUAGUAGGCCCGCUUCUGUGCCUACUUUCACGACCCGUCCUUUGGUAUCUCCCCCUCACGGACUGCAUUUACAGGCUUCCGGUCAAUGGCCGUCCCCCAGGAUAUCGCCCAGUGUAUCCAGUCAUCAAACAGCACCCAGCACUUAUAUCCUAGAGCAAGAGCAUCACCCGAACACGCCUCUGCCCAAGGAUUCCAUCUUAACGGGAGAUGGAAGUUCGGAUAGCGAAGACGACGAGUCCUUCUUUGUACAAGACACGCUUCCGCCCAGGGGUUUUACCGAGGACGAUGUGAUCGAGCACCUCAAGGCACACCCGUGGGACAUCUACAGCAAAUACCUCCUCCGAGAUCUCCUGCGAAACAUUGGGCUACUAUCCAAUGGGAUCUUCCUAAAGGACAGACAUCAUCAGACAGAUGCUAACCAUCAGCAUGCAGACAUUUAUCAUGUUGGUGCUGAUGGUGCCCCCUUGCGAUUCAGCAGAGGUGAUUCAGAUGAAGGCCCGCUGGCUACUUGGGAAGCUUUGAAGAGUAUCAAUUGUGAUGCGAACCGGAGGCAAGCCGUGGGCCGCAUUAUCAUCGUUCGGGAACCCCCAUCAAUUUUAUUUGCCGCAUUGCACCUCACAAUGCAGGAGCAUUUCGAUAUGGACUCGAUCUAUCGUAUGCUCAUCGACGACCACACUCACACCAAAGCCAUCACCAAAGGAUAUCUCGAAAAGGACACGCGCCGGCAGAGAUCCAUCGUCUUUGUGUUCAAGUAUCACACGAUUGUAGGAGAAGGACGCUCUCCCCUCCCCUGGCAGAGUCACGAUGACAAUCUGGAACCACAGGAAGGACAUAUUCCUUUGUCAACAUGCUCGUCAGUGGUUGCCCUAUCACUAGCGGGCAGGCCAAGUCACACUCUACGGCGUAAUUCUCGCAAGAGAAAAGCCAUUGUUGGGCACAUUUACGAUCCAUUCGCGCCCUGGCAUGUACUUUCUUUGCAGUGUUUUCCAGAUUGGAACUCCAGUGUCGAUAUACACGAACACAACCAUCACUAUGUCAAUGGGCCCGAUGCCUUCCUCUCCUCCCUACUAUCCGAAUAUCGAGACGGCGUGAGAAGAUUUAAAGAGGUUCAUUCAAAGAUUCAGCUGCUCGCCACUCCACCCAAGCGGUCUAUCUUCGACAGUGCGUUACGAGAUGAACUUCUGUUCGAGAACGACCAGUACACCUACUCACGGCGUUAUUUCUGGGCAUCUCAAACCCUUGGACUUCUCAGUAAUGAGAUCAAGGCCAUGAUCGCUGCAUACAAGGAAACAUUCACAGACGAAGUUUGGUCAGGAGAGCAUAAAACGCUAUUCCCAGGCACAAAAGAUCAGUCAUCCCGCUACAGUAACUGGAGGCGGAAAUUGUGCCAUACUCGGAGGCAAUUCGAAAAAGAAAUCGCUCAGCUAGAGGAAGUACUGAGGACGUUUCAACAGCAGCAGAAAGAGAUCAGAGGGCUUCGCGAAUGGCUGUUCAGUGGUACAUCCGUCCUGGAGAGUCGAGAGGCUGUCAGUAUGGCCAAGAUCACCGUCGACCAAGGUUACAACAUCCGCAUUCUGACAUUGGUGACCUUGUUCUUCCUUCCGCUGACCUUUGUGACAUCAAUUUAUGGGAUGACGAACAUGCCUCCCGAGGACUCUUAUCUUCCCUUUGCUGUCACGACAGUUGGGAUAUGCAUCCCUACGUACCUGCUCAUAUUGGUCGUCAACAGCCGCGAGGGACUCAAGAUGAUGCUUACUGCGCUAGGUCUUUUCAUCACGCGACUCACCUCGCGGGCCGCACCAAAAAGGUCCGAGAGAUUGAAGGAAAAGAUCUUGAAGCGGAGGGUUGCGCCCCCAACGGAAAGAAGACCCAUUAUUCGCAAGGCGGCCACUUUCGCCAGUCUUGAAACUCGGCUAUCUCACGAUCUGAGCGCUGAGACAUCCCUUCAAGAACCACAGGGAUUUCUUCAUGACACCAGCCGGCGCAUGUCUCAAACGCUCAGCAGUCAUCUUCCCGGCGCGGCCAGACGUGCCUCUCAUGCUGCCAUGCAUGCGGAAGCGACGACGAGACUGCCGACCUACUCUGAAGAGAUGGGCGAGCUCAACCGUCAACGUCUUCGGUCCAGCACCAUCAAAUUCGAGGAGCCGCUCUACAGUCCAACGAGGUGGCGAAUAGACGAAGCAGAGGAGCACCGGCAAGACUGGUCGACACAAUGGCGAACGGAAGAGUCGAACGGAACGACGAUUCACAAUAACUACAAGUCCAGCUCUAACGCUUCGCCAGUUUCGCCGAGCACAAGUCCACCGACCAGCGUCUCGAACGGAGCGGAUACUCUGAGGCCGGGGGCUAGACUAACGGUCCCGGUUGACACGAGGACCCAUAGCUCGCGCAGUGUCAGUCCUGGAGACACCGGAGGGGUGUCCCUAUUCAGACGUCUUACCGAGCGAUUCCCGCAGUUGCAAUUACAGUCAUCGCCGCGGGGGUCGAUCUCGGGAAGCCCAAGUCCGAAAGAGCCCGUUUGA